This is a messenger RNA of Penicillium angulare, 2520 nucleotides long. RefSeq lists its product as uncharacterized. The coding region runs from base 1 to 2520 and encodes 839 amino acids. The transcript has a single exon. NCBI's taxonomy places the organism in Eukaryota, Fungi, Ascomycota, Eurotiomycetes, Eurotiales, Aspergillaceae. The record is from RefSeq and is a predicted model, not a curated record.
AUGGCGGCAACUAAUGGGACUACAACUCACCUUACAGCAGGACCUACAAUGUCUUCUGCAUCAAUUACAGCUGAAGAAGUGCAAGAAUAUGAGAGAAUUUUGAAAAUCAGCGAGGAGAUCUUUUCAGGAUCACACCCGCGUCUCAAGGUCCCCCAGAAGUUUGUGCGCAAACCGAAGACUCAAUCAGGGCAAGCUAGUCCGUUGCCCCAGCAGGUAGCGAAAAACAAACCUGCAGGUACAGAGCCUACAGCUCGACUUGAAACCUCGCGCAAAACCAAUAGCACCCAAGCAUUCGCGGUCGAAUACGCGCCCAGUCCCGCCUCCACGAAUACAGCUCCUGACGCCCGCGUGCCCUUCAAACCUGCCUCUAGCAUCGAUCCCAUAUUUUUGACGAAAUCGGAUGAUCUUGUGAAAGCAGAACUUCAAUUACAACGGCAGCGAGUGGAAAGGACGUUGCGUGAUCAGUUGGAACAGCGAAAACAAGAUGGCAAGCAAAAGCCCAACAUUCAAGACAUUAAACCCGAGUUUGAUGUCUCGGAUGUGUUGAACAAAGCUUUUGACAUCGUGAAACCUGUCUCACUCAGUGAUCCAUCUGAGAUUAACGCGGCAGACUCAUUUGAUGAGAAUUCCUACUACUCCAGUAAAGCGCCUGAUUCGCCGCCUCUUGCCGGUGAACACCAAAACCUGUCUCCUGUCAUUCCGACUGGACCAUCGGGGGCCUCAACAGGACCUCCAGUAGAGCAUUAUGCAGAUGAGUUGCAGCGGCUUGAAGCUCUGAACAAAACUGGAUCUGAUCAGGAAAUGCCAGAUGCUUACCCUGUUGCUGACCAGCGCAUUUCCCAUCCCCAGAACCAGCUGCACCCCAAUCAAACAGAAGCAGCUCGUCGAUUUCACGAAGCCCAAGAGGUUGAAAUUGUGGAUGAGCCGGAAUAUUCCCCGCCCGCCCCGGCAGCACCGCCCGUUGAUCACAGAGUUUAUGAGCAAGUACCUGCAAACAGUCAAGGCAAACCCAGAUACCUUGAACGCCCACCAGAUACCCCUUACUAUUCACCUGGAAGCAACGUCACAGUAGUCAGAAACCAUAUCACCUCCCCAGCAGCUCCUCGUCCUUCGCGCGUCUCUCCCCUAGCCACAUCGAAGGUGGCUCCGAUUCAAGUUCGGGAUGAUCGAUAUGAACCAGGCUUGGGCAGAAUUGAUUCCGAUCCGGAGUCCGGCCGUGCUAGCCCCAGUGGUCCUGCACCCCAGGUUGUUUCUCGCAAAAGAAGACGGCUGCAGGAGAAAGGACGCAACGCCCGUGUGUCUUACAAGAGACAGAAUGCUGAUCACUCUGAUACCUACAUCAAGGAAGAGCCAGUCUCUCCACCCCCAUUUACCGAUGACCCUGCCGUUGUGCGAACCCGACAACCCCAGCAACAGCCUGUUUACAUCGACAUUGAAUCCCCACGUUACUCACCUGUUCCGGGACGACGCGAGCCAGCCAGUCGAGCACCAAUUUACGAAAUCAAUCCAUAUCAUGAGAUCCCCGCUGGGCAACUGCCGUCAAGAACAAUUUCUCGAGUAGAAGCAAGACAUCCAGUCCGUGAUGAAACCGAGAUUCGCCGAGUCACCAGUAUGCAGUAUGCGCGGCAACCUGAAUAUCCUCAAGAAUACGUUGAGCAUGAUCCUCAUGCUGGUCGAUCCGCCUCAUACGCUGUCGUUGAAAGGCGACAACCGGAGCAACCCAGGUACUACGAGGAGCUUUCUUCUUAUGGGCCACGGUACAUUCAAGUGAAUGAGCCAUCGCAGCCAGCCUAUGGAAGUCAAUAUUAUGAAGCACCUCAACCUGCACGCGUCAUGCCUCCACCUCCUCCACCCCAACCUCAACGCCGAUAUGUCGUUGAUGAGCAUGGCAACGAGUAUGAAAUUGUUCCAUCUCGACGGGGACAAACCAUGGCGCCACCUUCUCGUCCAACAUCCAGAGCUCAUGUUCCACAACCUGAAAUUUACGAUGAUCGACCUGUCCGUACCGCGAGCGUCCGCGCACCAUCUGUUGUUCAAGAUCCAUACGUUGAGCGCCGCUACAUACAAGAGAUGCCACCUCCCCAACCUGUCUACAGACGUGUUACUUCUGAUUAUGCUCGUCCUGUUGCUGGUGAAAGACCACCAUACGCCGCUCCUUUAGAAGCUCAUGAACCCUUUCCUCGAUCCGCCAGUGUCCAGGUUGCAGAAUAUCUCCCCCGUCGCCAGGCCUACGUAGAAGAGCACACCAUUCCCCAGGAAAGGGUGAUUCGGACUGCUAGUGUCCGUCCUCAGCCUCAACAAAGAUAUGAAGAGCCACAUGAAGUCGUUCAGCGAGUCGGUGAUACCCGUCCCGCUGGGCAUGGUCGCGAGGUGAGUGUUUACAUGGACGAAAGAUCUAUGGGUGACUAUGUUGAACGCCCUUAUUAUGUCCGCGAACGACGAUACUUCGAAGAUGAAAAUAGCAUGGCGUUGGAUGGAAACAGUGAGCAACCUGUGCAUCGUGUUUCUCAGCAUUACUAA